Molecule: messenger RNA, 1757 nt
Organism: Pararge aegeria (speckled wood butterfly)
Lineage: Eukaryota; Metazoa; Arthropoda; Insecta; Lepidoptera; Nymphalidae
Product: acyl-CoA-binding domain-containing protein 5
Exons: 9
Coding region: 275-1099 (274 amino acids)
Biological process (GO): fatty acid metabolic process
Molecular function (GO): fatty-acyl-CoA binding
Source: RefSeq, a predicted model, not a curated record
UCAGUAUCUUUCACUAGUACAUUUUUUAAUUUUUUAAUCAAUCGUAUUUUCUAGUCCCGUAUAGGCCACGGCCCAUGACUAUCGAAGGCUAGGAUUGAUCGAGAUUAAGUCGAAGAAUUCGUUAAUCUAGUAAAUGCGUGCAUGCGUGCAUCUUUGUGUCGGGCAUCGGCUGUAUCGUUUAAUUCGUUAGUAAUUUUUGAGAUAGUACAACUUUUAAUCGCUCUCUGUGUAUUUCAAGUCCAAAGUGCGUUUGUUUUGUUGUGUAUAGUGUUAUAUGUGUCCGAGGAUGUCUUUAGAGGAAAAAUUCCAUGCAGCGGUCAACGUUAUUCGGAGUUUGCCCAAAAGUGGCACAUACCAGCCCAGCAAUGAGAUGAUGCUGCGUUUCUAUAGUUACUACAAGCAGGCCACGGAAGGGCCUUGCACGAAGGACAAGCCGGGGUUUUGGGACGUCGUCAAUAGAGCAAAAUGGGAGGCGUGGAAUAAACUGGGUCAUAUGUCAUCGGAAGAAGCGAUGCAGUCAUAUGUCACGGAGUUACACAAGAUCGUGGAGACGAUGUCGUUUAAUUCCGAUGUGGCGUCAUUCCUAUCAGUGGGGGAUGAUGAGCAAGGCUUCCCCAGCGCAGACCUCGAGCUGAUAGCGGGGGAUGUACUAGCCCGGUGCCGAGACUCGCAACGCACUUCGCCCAUGGAUUCCCGCUCAGUAAGCGGAGCAUCAUCACCAAUCCACAGCAGCCUAACGCCGCGCGUGAGACACGACAGUGACGACGAGUUCAUAGACACCGUAGACGACACUGUCAAUGAACCAGACAUUCCAGUUUUUACCGCACCUCGCCUCAGCAAUGGCCACGCGCAUCAGAUAUCUUCACAACUAACACAUCUGAAAGUACUGGAGCAAUUGCCCGGCGUGCUAGCGAGGUUGGAGGCGGACGUUGCUGCGCUGAGGAAAGCUGUUGAAGGCGACAGGAGGAUACUGGACGAAGUAUCACGCGGUUGGAGAUGGCCUUGGCAGGAACUCAGUCCGCCGACUAUGAUACUACUGGUUGUAUGGCCAUUCAUAGCGUUCCGGAUUGCUUCGCGGCUACAACGUAAAAACACUUAGUUGGUACUAUGUUCGCAGCAUAUUCUCUAGGUACUAAGUGACUUUUGGUGUUAACAUUUUACACGUAUACUUUUUAUAUUGGGAUGUGACGUAAUCGUUUUUUUUUUGUUGUAGCAACAUUUUAGUCACAAAGGAAUUUUUUAAUGGAACUUAAUUUAAAAUUAAGUCUUUUUCUGUUAUCCAAAAUGUUAUGUUUCAACAUAAUUUGGAUAGCAUGAGGCAUAAUUCGUUAGAAAUAUUCAUCUCUAAUCGUUCUUAUAAAUAUUAUGUUAUUGAAAGAAAACACUAGUUUUUAUGAGUCGUAUUUUUUUCGAAAACAAUACUAAUCCAAAAUAUAUAAGACUGAAAAUCAUACAUUUUUGAUAACAGAAGAAAAAUAACCAUACCUUUAAAGUACCUUAAAUUACAGUUUUAAUUAUUAAUAACUUUUAUUAUGUGACAUAACAAUUCAAAUAAAUAACUCAUUCUGAAUUCUUAAUAUUAAAUAUAUAAUAUUACCAAUUAUAUACACUAUUCUAUUACCUUUGGUACGUCUCUUUUUGAGGAUUUAUUUCUCUAUUUCUACUAUUAUUCAUUUCGUAGUUAUUCUUGACAUGGCGAAUACUACGAUUUGCCUUGACUCAACACACGUCGCGUUGACCACCAACCACUUGAAUUA